Phascolarctos cinereus (koala) is the source of this 2543-nucleotide messenger RNA. It is a transcript of the gene CIMIP5, whose product is annotated as ciliary microtubule inner protein 5. Lineage: Eukaryota; Metazoa; Chordata; Mammalia; Diprotodontia; Phascolarctidae. The record is from RefSeq and is a predicted model, not a curated record.
CAUUGAUGGAGCAAUCACUAUCCCAAGCUCCCUGACAAAGAAGCAGUAUCAGGCUGUCUCUGAGCGCCAGCAAACUAGUGAGGCCUGGGGAGUGAGGGGGAACCUGAGAUAUAGCUCAUCACUUACAGAGGGGAGUUGGCCUAGAUUUGGCUAGAUGACCUGGGAGGUUGCUUCCAGCUCUCAGAUCCUGUGAUCCUACAGUCAGGGGCACAGCUGACUGGUGCAGAGUGGAGAAGCUGGCUUUAACAUUCCUGGAUGCAGGUGAUUCUGUCACCAGGAGGGAGUACCAGAUACCAGAAGACCUCUCUUACAGACGCCUAGACCAGACACAUUCAGAAUGGAGAGCCCUUCUCUGGCUGGCGGCAGGCAGCGAUCACCCAGGCCUCUUGACCCAGCCUUGGCCUCAGCCCCUUCCCUCCGAAGGAUUCCACCAGGAAUCAGCCCCUUCAGGACACAGGGGGCCCAAGCCCGGGAGACUGAGCAGGCUGCAGUGCAGGCAAACCAGGUCCAUCAGGACAACCUGUGGAGGGAGCUGCUGGAGGCUGAGCUCAGGAGCCAGAAGCGCUGGAUUGAAAAUUGGAGCUUUUUGAAAGACUAUGAUCCAAUGGGUAAUAAAAAAGAGCACCCAAAGCUACCAGAACAUAUCUCUUUAUUUUCUGACACAGUUCCCAGCACAGCUAAUCAGGUCAUUGGCAGCAGGGUGAAUACAGAGCUAGGCAAGAAAAUAUCAGGCAUGGAUUUCCUCUUUGCUGAAGGAAAUCGUAAGAAGAAACUUAAGGAUGGCUUUCAAUCCAUCUAGAAUUCCAAAGAAAUAUUGUAUGUUCUUUCCCACAUUUGCAUCAAGCUUAAGAUGAAACAAAUGAUGAAAAACAAGUUCAUGGAGAACAAUACUUUCAUGAACAGUUUUGUCAAAGGCUCUAUCAGCCCUACUGAGCGGUAUCAAGGCUGAGCUCCAAGCAAACCCCAUGGAAUCGUCGGUAGAACAUUCGAGCUGGCAGGAACCUCAUAGACCACUGAAUCCAUACCUCUUGUUUUAUAGAGAAGGAAACAAGGCCCAGAGAAGGGAAAUGAUCUGCCAAAGUCACACAGUAAUUCAGCGGCCUGGCUGGAACCUGAAUUCCCCGACUCCCGGUCUAGUUGACUUUAUAUCAGAACUGACUGCCUCUAAAUAAACUCUGGCCUCGAAAGGCUUUCAAAAGAGAUGUAAACAUCCAUUGUAUAAGUUUUCAAGGCGAGUAUUAACUUGAUCUUAUUACUGGCAAAGUUGAAGUGUGAGAGGAUUAAUGUUUUCUGGUUCCUGGGAGGGGGGAAGGUGCCGUUUCUGCCAUUGGGAGAUUUGGCCUUUCAAGAUUCCUUGGCAGCCUCCAGCUGGCACCCCUUCCACCCAGGCAUCUCUUAGGAGUCGAGCUAACUCUCUGGUGUCAUAAUGAACUGUCCCUGUGUGCUUAUACAAAAGACAUGAAACAGGAUCUGGAGUCAUCAGAAAAAUGAAUCAGAGGGCUGCUUCCAGACGUUUUAAACAGUCUUCAAUUGCUCUCAAAUGGUAGUUACAAUGGAGGCCCCAUGCCUAGGAAGCUCUCGGUCUGUGCUGCCUCCCUGGGGGCAUUCAGCCAGGCCUCCUAACCAGCUCCGAGACUGGGCUUGCAGAAAUAUACCAAGGGCAAACUGAUACAUGUGCGGGGCAGGUGGGGAGGGGGUGGGGAGAGAGGAAAGCUGCCAGAAUGGAACAGGAAAUAAUCCUAGGGACACCUGUCCCCCAUAAGAAGCAUGAGAGAAAUGCUAAUCACAACUUCUUAGUUUCUUUAUAAUUCCUUCACCAUUCAUUUAUUUAACAGCAUUUAUUAAGCUCUGACUGUGCUAGGUAUGGAGGGGGAUGGCAUGGGCAUGGGGCAGGGGGAGAUGCAAAGUUUAGAUAAGACUAUCCCUGCCCUCAUGGAGUACCUAAGAACUCUUCACCCUUCUAAAACACACAUCACUAUCAUAAUAGUAUAAUGGUCUAACGCUAGCCAGAACAAAUUUGUUCUGCGAAGUUUGGAUUCAGUAAAAGGGCUGCACCUUAGAACCUGGAGCCUCGGGGCUGCAGGUUCCCUACCCCUGCAGCAGCCCAAAGCCCAGGCUUUUCCCUACCCACUCCAUCCACCAGUGCCCAGCCCCCUUAAUUCUGUGGAGCCUAUAAUCACACCUUCCAUCUCUGAAGCACAAUGUCAUUAUUUCCGUCAAUAUUCAUUAAUUCAUUAAUUUAUGCAAAGAUUGUAACUUUGAUGUUUACUCUAUCUUCCUUACAUGGCUUUCUUCAAGCCCCAGCUAAACUCCCACCUUCAACAAGAAGCCUUUCUUGACCACCCAUAGUGCUCGUGCCUCUGUUGAUUAUUUCCAAUCUAUCUUGUACAUGGCAUAUUUGUACACAGUUGUUUGCAUAACGUCCUCCAUUAGACUUCGAGCUACUAGAGAACAGGCACUGUCUUUUUUGCUUUCUUUGUAUCCUCAGGCUUAGCACAGUGCCUGGCAUACGGUAGGCGCUUAAUAAAGGUCUCUUGACUGAU